AUGGCCGAAGAAAAGAUGCAGCUGGAGGAUUGGUUGGACGACCUCUGCGUUCGUUUCAUCAUCAACCUGCCUGAAGAAGACCUGUCUUCGGUUGCACGCAUAUGCUUUCAGAUCGAGGAGGCGCAAUGGUUCUACGAAGAUUUCGUCCGGCCGCUCGACCCUACACUUCCCUCCAUGACCCUUCGAAGCUUCAGUCUCAGGAUAUUCCAACACUGUCCUCUACUGGCACCAUUCUCAAUCGAAAAUCAUACCAAGGCUUUCGAGGAGUUCUUGCAGUACAAGACGAGAGUUCCCGUGAGAGGAGCAAUCCUGCUAAACGAAGCCAUGGACUCGACUAUCUUGGUCAAAGGAUGGAAGAAAGGUGCGAACUGGAGUUUCCCUCGCGGCAAAAUCAACAAGGACGAGGACGAUCUCGAAUGUGCCAUUCGCGAGGUAUACGAAGAGACGGGUUACGACUUGCAUGGUGCCGGCUUGGUACCUGAGAACCGAGACGUAAAGUACAUUGAAGUUACCAUGAGGGAGCAGCAGUUGAGGCUCUACGUCUUCCGCAACGUGCCCAUGGACACAUAUUUUCAGCCCCGAACGAGGAAGGAGAUCAGCAAGAUCCAGUGGUACAAGCUGUCGGAGCUUCCAGCUUUCCGAAAAAAAGGUGCUCAGAAUCAGAACGACGCGGCCGCGGCUGCGAAUGCCAACAAGUUCUACAUGGUUGCCCCGUUCCUGGUACCCCUCAAGAAAUGGGUCGUGCAGCAGAAAAAGAAGGACGCUGUCAAGGUCGCUAGUGAGCAGCAUUUCCAGCCUCACCCGCUCCACGACGAGCUCGUGACCGAGGAUGAUGUAUGGCAAACGGAGCCGGUCACGGACGCUUCUACGCGAACGCCUGCCUUGGAUACCUUGGAAGGCGCUACUAAAGAACUGCAGCGUCUUCUGAAGGUACAGCCGGCAGCGGCGCAAGCCAUUUCGGUUCCUGUAUCUUCGAAUGCCGGUGGAGAUAAGGGUGCAUCGUUACUCGCCAUUCUACAGGCCAAGAGUAGGGAUUCUUCCCAAGCAGUCCCGGCCGCUCAAGUUCCUCAUACACCGCUCGAUCAUACCAUGGCAGAGAUGCCCUCCCAACCGCGUAGCCCCCAUGGCCAGCAUCAUCCUCAGCAACGGGCACCGCUCGCAAGCUAUCAGGCUCCACCCGGCUUUCCAGUUGCGCCAGACGGAACGCCGCAGCAAUGGGCCUUCUCCCAGUCUGGCAAUGCCGGCCUGGGCACUCAGACCAGACAGCAUGACCCAUUGCUUGUCAAUGGCCUUGCCUACGGGCACCCGCAGCCCCCUCUAAGACAUCCGCAACCGCUUCCCCCCCAAGUCCAGAAGUCCUUACUAAGUAGAGGGGCCUUCGUCGACACAACGACACCUCCCCCGCCCAAGCGUGCGCAAGGAACGGUAAACCAGACCGUGGUUACGACGCAGUAUCAACAAACGCAGUAUCAGCCGCAGCAAACUCAGAACAUGUUAUAUCAACCAAAGCCUCCUGCUGGUCAGCUUUCGAACCAAUCUUUGGCGCUUCUCGGAGUUCUCAAAUCCGAGACGAAGGAUGUCGAUCCGGAUGGGACUCAAGCUCAUUCUGCACAGUCAUACAGCCAAUCUUCACCGGUAUCUAUUCAACAGUCAAUGCAUGGGCAGGGAAUUGUCCAGGCGUACGGCCAACCGCAGCUCCUGAACGCAGGUCCCGUCCCACCUCAUCCCAAUCUCGCCUCGAAGCAACGAGGCCAGCAGCCCGUUGACCCAGCUCAUCGAUCUGCCCUUUUGAAUAUGUUCAAAAAGCCCGAGAUCAGCUCUCCUCCUGCAAACCAGCCCGCUGAGCUUCCGGCAACCACUGCAAGCGCGGCUCUUCUGAAGGGAGUUUCGACAACAAGAGGAAACAACCAAGACGUACCUAGUCCCGUUUUCCAGACCCGCGGUACCCAACCUGUUUCAAGUAGCCCUCUUAGCAGGCCUCCUCAAGGGCCUGCGGAUUCGUCUCCUCAAGUUUCUCUUCGCAACCUCUCUCUGCACCCGCAACCUGGAAGACCUCAGCACCAAAGUCCCCAAUCCAUGGGGGGAUACAGCCCCAGAACGGCGGAAAACCGUAAUCUAUACCAACAAGGUGCAAACAACAGCCUGGCAGCAUUCAACUACUCGCCACACAUGCACCCUGGCCAAACCCUGCAGCCGGCUGACAAUAUGAAUAAGUCGACAGGCCCUCGUGGUUCUUCCGUGGUGGCAGCUCUUGCCGCUGGAACAGACAAGCCUGCCAGCCUGGCAAGUCCUCCGGCGGCAUCAGCUCUUCCGGCUCCAGCCUCUUUGCAACGAAAGCCUGAAAUGUCUACAGAGCAGAGGCAGAAACUUCUCUCGCUCUUUGGCAAGCCACAGUCACCGAGUCCCGGCCCCGGUUAUAUGGCAGAUGACAAGGGUAAGGCGAGAGAGAUGCUGCCGCCCGAUAUGACUGGGAUGCGAUCGCGUGUGGCCUCUCUUGCUUCUGCAAGCGGGCAGGGCGUGCCGGAGGGUGUGCCGGAAUCUCGGCGUGGUAGUCAGACACCGAUUUCCCCCGCGGAUCGAAGUUUCCUGCUGGGCUACCUGGCGUCGGUGGCGAACAACGGAAAAUAG
Messenger RNA from Colletotrichum karsti, 2628 nucleotides. RefSeq names its product decapping enzyme dcp2. The record is from RefSeq and is a predicted model, not a curated record. Gene Ontology annotation, molecular function: 5'-(N(7)-methylguanosine 5'-triphospho)-[mRNA] hydrolase activity; manganese ion binding; RNA binding. The coding region runs from base 1 to 2628 and encodes 875 amino acids. Gene Ontology annotation, biological process: nuclear-transcribed mRNA catabolic process, nonsense-mediated decay; deadenylation-dependent decapping of nuclear-transcribed mRNA. Gene Ontology annotation, cellular component: P-body; cytoplasm. The transcript is spliced from 2 exons. Lineage: Eukaryota; Fungi; Ascomycota; Sordariomycetes; Glomerellales; Glomerellaceae.